Messenger RNA from Bubalus bubalis (water buffalo), 3460 nucleotides. It is a transcript of the gene C7H4orf17, whose product is annotated as chromosome 7 C4orf17 homolog. NCBI's taxonomy places the organism in Eukaryota, Metazoa, Chordata, Mammalia, Artiodactyla, Bovidae. The record is from RefSeq and is a predicted model, not a curated record. The transcript has 9 exons. Bases 2251 to 3300 code for a protein of 349 amino acids.
AGAUGAAAUUUUAUUUUUGUAUUGUUUUAAAUUAGCAUUUUUGCCUUUCACAAAUUAUUUGCAUUACCUUCUUAUAAGUUAAUCAGACACUAAUGACAUUUUUACAGUAAAUGCAAAAUGAGGAUAAAAAUGAAUAGGCCUGAUCCAUUCAUAGCUCCAAGAUGCAGCCACUUGGAGCUUGCACAUGGAGAAAAUGGACCUAAGAGUUACCUACAUAUUCACACCUGUGUGAAUCUGCUAGGGCUGCCAUGACAUAAUGCCAUUGACAUUAUGUGGCUUAAACAACAGAAGUUUAUUUUUUUCAGAAUUGUAGUGGCUGGAAGUCUAAGAUUAGGUUGCUGGCUGGGUUGGUUCCUGGUUAAACCACGCUUCCUGAUGAGUAGAUGGAUGCCUCCUUGCUGUGUCCUCACAUGACCUUUCUUCUGUAUGUGCAGAGAGAAAUAGAGAGAGAGCUCUGGUGUUUCUUUCUUCUCUUCUAAGGAUGCCAGUCCUAGCUGUUUAGGACCCACCCUUAUGACCUCAUGUAACUUUACCUCCUUCUAGGUCCUGUCUCCACACACAGUCAUGCUGGGGGUGAGUGCUUCAGCACAGGAAUCUGGGGGACACAGUUCAGUCCACAGCAAUACUCAAAAGUAUCCGUGGACAGUGAACAACCUGUGGAGCUUCCUGCUGCUGAUUACCUGUGUUUUAGAAAUUACUAAUCACCAUUCAUAGAUUCAUGCAUAUAUCCCAAGAAAUCUCUCCAUCUGUUUUCUACCUUUGCUGAAAAUAACAGCGUCUUGGACUGGUAGUCUGUUACCAAGGCAACAAGGACACACAGACUGCCCUGAACAGUGCCUCAGAGCCAUCUCAGUCCACAGUUCUGACAGAAUUACUGCAAACUGUGCCCAACCCAAUGAGUUGUAUCAUUUUUUUCUGAUAAUGAGAGGAGACAGGUCCUCAUAAAGGGAAUACAACAGAAUUAUGGUUACAUGCCAGAAGUAUAUCUCCUUCUAAUGGAUGAUGCUUGUCUCUAAGGAAAGGUAUAAGCCACAAGAAUAUAGACAGCUCUCACACAUGGGUUAGGUAUGUCAGGCUCUGUGGUAGAGAUCACUGCUUAUAAACCUAAAGUAUGUUUUCUAAGCCUCUGUUUUAGAAAAGGGUGGGAAUGUACCCUGUGAGGAAACUACAUUUUCUGUGUCCCCCCACCUCUGCCUUCCUUCCCCCCUUCCUCCUGCUCCAGCUACAAGUGAUCAGCACAUCCAGAUUACUGCCUGGGAUUCAUGGAAAGGCUCUUACAGGAGGGGCACAUGGCUAGCUCGUGCCCCUGUCUGUCCUUACCCGCCCCUGCCUUUCCUCUUGUUUUCUUUCUGGAUUAUUGAUGUGAUGCCUGGCAACAGAGUAGCCAUUUGGAUGAUUAGAACUUCAGGCACCAUCUGGGAUAAGAGUUAAACUCCAGAAGAGAAGCUGCACCUUAAGCAAGAUGGACCUAAAUGUGGAACAAGCCUAGGUCCAUAAUGACACUAUGAAACUGCUGUUAUCAACCACAGAACUCUUUCACAUGAGGGAGAAAUAAUCUCUGCUACUAGCUGCAUAAAGCCAAUUCCUAACUGGUAGAAAGUAUAGAAAGAAAAAUCUCAAAAUGCAAAAAUUACUUUGGAAAAUCCUUUAAACCCCCCAUAAAUAAUAUGUAAAUCCUGAAUGGGUUAUAGAUGCAGAGAGAUGCUGAGCCUUUAAUUCUUGGGGCCAGUCAAGAAAACAAGAUUGUAUUAAAUUCUAUCCUUGUAUUGUUGAAAAUUAAGUGCCCUUCAGGAAUUAGCUACAUUGCUUUCAGAGACAGUAAUUCAGCUAUCAAAAGUCAUGUGUGGUCUGAAAAGAAAAAUAUUGGGAAGCACCAGUAUAUAUAAUCCUGACAGUUGACAGCAACAUAUGUUUGUACACUUGUGUGUGUGCAUAGUAAUUCCAUCUUUAAUUUUCAUAGAGAACUUUAUGACUUUAAUUGUAUUUUAAUAUAUCUUUAUGAUUUUUAAUUAACAUUUCAAUUCUUUUUCAAGGCUGUUGAACAGUCAUCAGCAUGGUCAUCCUGAUUAUUCGAGCAGGAUGACUGGGGUUCUUUAAAGUCAUUCACACUUUCUCCCUACGUGGUUUUUGAUGAGCUAAGUUUGAUUACAUCUGCAUGGGUCUGAGCACCUCUGGAAGUGAGGUUAACAAGGUACACUCCAAGACCUUUUGUGGCAAGAGUGGAGAGGAGGAAACCAACACUCUGUGAACAUGAGCCUCAAAUCCCCGAUGUCUGCUCCUCAGUUUGAGAGCAAAGGCAGCCAUAUUUCAGCUAGAAAUGGAAGCUGUUUUCUAGUCAGGCACACUCCUCAUCCCAGAAGGGUCUGCCACAUCAAAGGUUUGAAUAACAUUCCAAUCUGUAAUGUGAAUGAUGAUGAGAACUCAUUCAGAACAUUGUGGGGUGUUGGCCAGUCCCACCACUCGCAGAAAGAUGAGAUACCAUAUGCCAGAUGCAGCUACCCACCCAGUGCUGUGGCCACGGAGAGCCCUGUCUCGCCAGCCCUUAACGGGGUCCAAGUGCCCCCACGGCCUCAUUCUGAGCCCUGUCGAAAAGUCAAGGAGUGCUUCAAAACUUCCAGUGAUAAUCCCUUAGUAAUUAAAAAGGAUGAAAUGAAGGUAAAAAAUCCACCACUGACUCCAAAGUCAUGCUCUACUGCUAGUUCUUCUUCUUCAGAGGUGACGAGUACCAAGACUGCCAUCAAAGAGAACACCAUCUGCAUACCAAACUAUCUGGAUCAGGAAAUCAAAAUUCUGGAAAAGCUGUGUAACAUUUUACGCACUGAUUCUCUGGCAGAAGUUCUACAGUGGCUGCUCCAUGCAAGCUCAAAAGAAAAAGAGUGGGUCUCAGCUUUGAUUCAUGCUGAACUGGCUGAGAUAAACUUGUUAACUCGUCUCAGAAGAAACACCUCAGCUGAACCAGCAGCAGAGACUGGGAGGCCACCCAAAGUCAAGUCACCCUCAAAUUCAUCAGCAAAAUCAAAGGUGCUAACCAGUUCUAGGGAAGGACAUCAACAGAGGAGAGUGUCAAGUCAAGGAGCUGAAGAAAAUAAGGAAGUACUGAAAGAGGGCAAGCCUCCAUUGUUUAUAAGAAGAAAUCAGACGAAAAUACCUGUUGCAGAAUAUUUCAGCAAGCCAAAAUCUCUUCCCAGGCCUAAAACUCAGGAGAGCACAACAACAAAGCCAGUGUCAGCAAGGAGUAUACAACAAGGAUACAAUCUCUCUGCCCAAAGAGCAUUUUAUCCUGUAACAUACCGAAGGUAGAAAUGGUAGACUGGGUUAAACCUUUCAGAAACACGAGUUUCACUUUGUUAUGACAUCAAUUAUGAAAAACACAUUUUUGGUAUGGAGGAAUCAACAGCUCCUGUAUAUGGUGGUACAUGUAAAUCUCAAAGCAACUGUAUAUAAAGCUAUUAAAUAAAUA